Messenger RNA from Schistocerca americana (American grasshopper), 721 nucleotides. RefSeq lists its product as uncharacterized. Lineage: Eukaryota; Metazoa; Arthropoda; Insecta; Orthoptera; Acrididae. The transcript has 2 exons. The record is from RefSeq and is a predicted model, not a curated record. The coding region runs from base 10 to 531 and encodes 173 amino acids.
UACGAGGCUAUGAAAUCGGGCUUCUACAAACGUAUUGCCCAUGUGUGGGAUGGAAAUGAGUUCCUGGCACAUAGAGGGGAGAGGCGGUUUCGGAAGACUGCCGUACUUGCUGCAGAGGUUCUCCGUAAAUCAGUUGUCACUCUUGACAAAUGGAUGGAAAAAGUGGAAGAAUACGUAGAGAACGCUCACUCAAAAAGACUGAAAGAACCACAAGUACCCGGCGAGAAGUCUCUGACGGAUCCCGUGGCAACUAAAUCGUGGGCCCCGGUGAAGACGGCGUUUAACUGGGCCACAACUGUCGCCAUGUUCUCCGUCGGAGCCGCCGCUUGCAUCGCAUCUCGCGUGCCUGUGGUUGGCCGGUAUGUCAGCCUGUCUCCGUCUCCUGCGUCCUCCACAUCGGCAUCGCCAACUUCAGAGGAAGACCUGAAAUCGUCGAGCUCGUCCUACGAAUCCAUUCCGGAAUCGACAGCAGCCGGAACCACAGCAAAGAUGCGACGUAGCCAGUUGAAUUUAGAGAAUCAAGGUCAAUGACUAAUGAGUUAAUGUCCUCUAAAUAGCGCAUUAGUACAUGCAAUUGGUUUUAAUCGGUACGUUUGCCAAAUUUCAAAACACCGAUCUCUGCCUCAGUACGCAAAUCUUCGUUCACGAGAAAGAAUAUUUUUACCCAUUAUGCUGGAUAGAAAAAACUGCAGGUUGUCUGUAAAAAGAAAAUGAGCUGUAA